Messenger RNA from Erythranthe guttata (spotted monkey flower), 3290 nucleotides. NCBI's taxonomy places the organism in Eukaryota, Viridiplantae, Streptophyta, Magnoliopsida, Lamiales, Phrymaceae. The record is from RefSeq and is a predicted model, not a curated record.
UAUAAAUUCAAAAACCUGAUAGAUUCAUAAAUUCAUAUACCAUUUUCGGAUACUAAGUUAAUGGCUAGUCCUGCUAUUCAAGUGUGUUUGCAAACAAUUCGGGAUUUGCUUGUCGAAGAAACCAGAUUUUUAUAUGGUGUAAGCGAUGCAGUUGAGAAAGUCGAGAGGGAGCUGAAUACCAUCCAUUGCAUCUUGAUGGAUGCUGACAAAUGGCAAGACAAACACAAAACUGCCAUUUUACGCGAUUGGACCGCUCAACUCAACGAACUGGCUUCAAGAGCUGAGUAUGUGCUUGAAAAAUAUGCUGUUGAAGUCACAUCCAGAAGAAGAGGUGGAAACCUGAUCGAAAAGGUCAAAAGAUUUAGUUGCAUAUUGGGUGAGUGCUCAACGGUCCAUCAAAUCGGGGAAGAGAUCGAAGCCAUUAGAUCCAGCCUGACCGUUCUCACUGGGAAGUUGCAAGUGAUGGCCCCAUGGGGGAGCUCCUCUAGUUCAAGAGAGGAUCAACAACAUUUGUUGAGAAUAACUUUCAAACACGUAGUCAAACAACAUUUUGUUGGCAUGGAAAAGGACAUAGAGUCUCUGGUAUCACUCGUGAAGGAUAAAUCGAACCCCGUGAUUUCGAUUUAUGGAAUGGGAGGCCUUGGUAAGACCACUCUUGCCAGGAAAAUUUACCACCACGAAGAUGUGAUACGUGUUUUUGGCAAAGCUCGUGCGUGGGUCUGUGUUACACAACAAUUUCAAGCUACCGUUGUUUUAAGACAAAUUCUGAAGCAACUCCUUCCUGAUGAGGAGAAGGAACAAAUCAGCAACAUGGAAUAUUCUGAAUUGGUGGACAAACUUCACGAUGUUCAGAUGCAGAAAAAAUGUUUCGUUGUGAUUGAUGAUAUAUGGGAGAGCGAUCACUGGAGCAUCUUAGAGCGGGCUUUUGCGAUGGAGAACGGUCAAUGUAAAAUUUUGCUGACCACUCGUUACGAAACAGUUGGUCCUAGAGAAUGUUUGUACAAACUCCAUUGUCUAACUAAAGAUCAAGGUUGGGAGUUACUUCAAAAAAUAGCACUUCCAAGAGGUCAGUUUCUGCCAUAUAUCUUGUUAUAUCUUCGUAUAGAGCUCAACACUAAGCAAAGUUCAGUAUUGGAAGCUAUAGGAAGACAAAUGGUCCAAAAAUGUGGCCGUCUGCCAUUGGCAAUUACAGUUCUUGGAGGUAUUUUGCGCGAAAAAAGUACACCGAGCGAGUGGCAGAAGGUCAAUGAAGACGUUGAUUCAUAUUUGAAGCGUGGGAAUGAAAAGGUGAAACAAGUAUUGGACUUGAGCUACAAUGCCUUACCUUAUAAUUUAAAGCCGUGCUUUCUCUAUUUAGGAUGUUUCCCCGAGGAUGAAGAAAUAGAUGCAGGAAGAUUGUAUCUAUUGUGGAUGGCGGACAGCCUAAUCCCUUAUGAAGAAAAGGGCAAAAACGAAACUUUGAGGGAUGUGGCUGAACGUUAUUUGAGUGAACUAGCAUCUCGGUGUAUGGUUCAAGUACAAAAGGAUGAGUAUUCCAGUGCUUAUAAUAAAUUCACAUCAUGUCGGCUUCAUGAUUUGAUGCGUGAUCUUUGUUUAUCAAAGGGACAAGAAAAAGGGUUUCUCAAGCUCGUUGAUCUCUGCAAACAACAAGCAAAAUAUGAUAGCACUUGUGUUGACACUGCAAGUAGAUUAGCAAUCCAUUAUAAUCGAGAUCAUUCAGAUGAGUAUUUCAACAGGCGAGGAGUCGUGAAGAACCUGAGAUCUCUUCUACUCGUCAAUGAAGGAUGGUCCAAUGUAGUGUUGAAAAUUGGUUCUAAGGGUUGUGGAACCGAUUUCAAUAAGUUGAAACGCCUCAGAACUCUCGCACUGGAAAGUGGUGAAUUUGUAUUAUCUAAAGAGGUUGGUAAGCUAAUUCAUCUGAGAUAUUUGAGUUUGUUUGGGAGCAUUGUGGUAGAGCUACCAUUGUCGAUUACGAACUUGACAUAUCUACAAACGUUAGAUUUGAGGAUGAUGUUGAAUUUUAUAAACGUGUCGAAUGUGAUUUUUAAGAUGAAAAGAUUGAAGCAUCUAUUCCUCAACCAGAUACAAGUCAUCGGAGAUUACGGAGACAAACUAAUUUUGAAUGGUCUAGAGGAGUUUGAGACAUUACAUGAUGAGUCAUUUACUUCGUGUGUUCACAUUUCAGAUAUCCCCAGAUUGACAAAUUUAAGAUAUCUGAAAACCGAUGUUAGUGGUAAAGAUGAACUCUCGAUCAUUGCCAAUUACAUGAGCAGCGAAAACAUCCUUCUACGUGAGGCACAUCUUCAAAUUUCUCGAUGCGAUUUCAAUUCGGAGGAACCAUCAAAUAAUAAUAAUAAUAAUAAUUUAAAGAAUAUGUUGAUGUCUCCUUCACUCACCACUUUGGUACUCUCGACAAGCUUUAUAAAUUUUAUUUUCCCAAGAUAUCAACGAGGUAUGUGUACAAAUUUGGUUAACUUCACACUUCGGGGUCGUGGUAGAACUGAAAGGGAUGAUUUGAUGGAAAUACUAGGGCAAUUCCCCACGUUAAAAAAGCUCACGUUGUACGCUACAGUAUUCCUCAACAGAGAAAUGAAAUGCCUUGCAACUUCAUUUCCACAACUCAAGUAUCUUACCCUCACUGAGUUACAUAAUUUAGAGAGAUGGGUGGUGGAUAAAGGAGCAAUGCCCAAUCUUUCUCGUUUGCGGAUUUAUUCUUGCGACGGAUUGGAAAUGAUUCCCGAUGGAUUGCAAUUCAUCACUACCCUUCAAGAAUUAGAAACGUAUAUGGCCAAAGAGUUCAACGACAGAUUACGUGAAGAGGUGAACGGUCAACCAGGACAAGAUUAUCACAAACUCCGUCAUGUACCAUCUAUUUUACUUAAAGAUCGACAAUGAUUAACGAAAUUGAAAAUAGCCAAAUAAUCCUUUCCCCUCGAUUGUUUCCCUUUGUAAUAUAACAACAACAAUGAAAAAGUGUAAAAACGUAUCUAACUCCCUUUCUUGUUAAUUUUUUUUUCAAUGAUAUUCAAAUCUCUAACAAUAAUUUAAUUGAGUUUGUGUGGGUGUAUUUAUUUCAUAAUAAUCUUUAAAUUCUUAUAUAUCUCAAUUUGUACUAAUUUUUAAAUUAUUUAAAUUCAUUUAAAUCUACCACUUACUUCCUCAUUUGAAAUAUUCCCCAAUGUCUUCCAUAAAAUUCAAAUUCCUCAAAUCAAAUAUACUCUAACAAAACACUAACACUAAUUUAUAAAUGAACUUGAGUAUUUAAAAGUCCAUAUGAAAUAUUUUCUAAA